Messenger RNA from Alternaria conjuncta, 1074 nucleotides. RefSeq lists its product as uncharacterized. NCBI's taxonomy places the organism in Eukaryota, Fungi, Ascomycota, Dothideomycetes, Pleosporales, Pleosporaceae. The record is from RefSeq and is a predicted model, not a curated record. The transcript has a single exon. The coding region runs from base 1 to 1074 and encodes 357 amino acids.
AUGGCGACUACAGACCUCGCGCAGUCGACGCUGUACCCCAAGAUCACGACACACAUCCCUGAGAUCAUCGAGCAGCUGCGACACUUGAACCGCGACACUGUCCAUCCAGAAGCAAAUGUCACCGUGGAGCCUGUAUCUUUUGUCGGUACAGUUAAACUUCAUGGCACGCACGCAGAUAUCCUCGUAUACCCUGAUAACCGCAUCGUUUUCCAGUCGCGCAACAUAAUUGGUCUGUCCGUCGCAAAAGAUAACCAAGGGUUCGCAGCAAGUAUGUCAGAGAAGACCGCGGCUGUACUCGGACUGCGAGAUGUGUAUUUGGCACGAUGGAAAGAGUUGAAUCCUGGCACAAGACUCGGAGAAGACUCACCCGUUGUGAUGGCUGGCGAAUGGAUAGGCGAGAAGAUACAAAAAGACGUCGCAAUUGCCCAACUAUCACGUCGCUUCGUCAUCGUCUCGGUCAACAUCAAUGGUACAUGGCAAAAGGACGAAGCAUACUCUGAUAUCUCCUUGCCGGCUCAUGGCAUCUACAACGCCUCUAGAGCCGGCGUCUUCCACACAACACUCUACCCAGACGACUACGAACGCACAGUAUCAGAAAUCGAACGUAUGACCGAAGAAGUCGCCGCUCACUGCCCUUUCGCAGCGACUUUCGGUAUAUCCGGCUUGGGCGAAGGCAUCGUUUGGAAACCCGUACCUCGCCAGUACAACGGCAACACUUCUCUAUGGUUCAAGAGCAAAGGGGGAAAGUUCAAACCCACAUUCUUCCGCAUUCCAAAACAACAUGAAGGCGCCGAUAUCAUCAAAGAGCGACGCAGAGCAGCCGCAACAGUAGCAGUUGCGUGGUGCUCCCAGCAGCGGUUAGAGCAAGGCUGGGAUGUGCUGCGUGAGAAAGGUGUUGAGCGCGAUGUGAGAGCACUGGGCGACUUUUUGAAGUGGAUACAAUGUGAUAUUCUGGAGGAAGAGAAGGGACAUAUCAAAGGGCAUGGUGUGGAUGAGGCGGCGUUGAAGAUUGAAAUUGCUAAGAUUGCCAAACCAUGGUAUAGGGCAAAGCUUAGGGAGUGCGACGCCAGGUGA